AAAUUAAAUGAAUGUAAAAGAUGUUUUGUGUUACGUCAACAGACAAAAGAGUUCUAAUGGAUGCAUGAAAUGUAUAACCCCACGAUCAAACUCGUGAAUAACGCAACACAAAUAUUUUCUUCUGCUGGUAUGAGACAGAGAGAGACAUUUUUUUUAACAGACAAUUUUUUAAUAAAGAAAUAACAUUUAAUCGAGGCUCCUUGGUUUUCCCUCUGAAAAAUGACCCUGACUUUAGAAUAAUGAUGCACAGUCAUGCCAUAUUAUAAUGACACCAUCAGCAUUGUCUUUUAUUUUACCCACUAUACUGGUUUUACUUGAUGACAACUGUGCCCUGGAUUUCAAUAGACUCUUUCUCUAUGAAGAACAGAACAUAAAAGGGUGUAACAGUGGUAAUUCAAAAGAAGGAGUGGCAAUGUCCUCAAAUGCAUGGAGCAACAGGUUAGUUUUUUUUAAAAUCAUCAUCAGGUAGUAAUUUGUGGAUUGUUAGUAUUUUUAAAUAAUCAUAACUCCCCCAAUGAAGAUAGAUUUUAUAACAUCUGUACUGUAUUAUUUUGUCAAUCAAUAUGUUGUCUAACAACAUCCAGUUAUGAGAUACGUAUAGCAAAUUUCAAGGAAAUCUCUCCAAUAGAACCUUAGAGUCGUGCUACAGGAUAAGUUGGGGAAAUGUGUAACAUUUGGAAAAGUUUUUAACUGAAAGUACUUUGGAGAUCAGAUGAGGUGAAGCCUUUUACCGUUAUAAUUAGAAAUGGGUUUUAUCAGCAGUGUCCCGUCACUGUUUUAACAGUGGAUGUCUUGAUUGUUGGUCUGCUCGCAACCUAGUGGUGGAGGUUAAUUAUCUGAGCACUCACUGGGGCGUGGCCCAUAAAACAUGGGUGCCAAUGAUGCUUGGCUCCUUGGGUACAUCUGGGAAGUUGUUGUUGUAAAUGAGCUACACAAAUUGGAGGACUGAGACUGUUGAGAACUCUCUAAAUGAACCAGAGAAUCUGCCCUUUAACUGACAGUGGUGCCAAUGAAAAGCACACCCUUAAAUGUGAUGAUUUAUCAUCUAAUGCUCUCAUAUAAAGGUGUUACCCGUUUCUCUGAACAUAUACAGGGCCUCAGUACCUCAUAACGUACCUACUCUUUUAAUUUUUCUAUUUGGUUAAUCUGUUAAUUCUAAUUGACUGAAAAUAGCUGGUAAACAGAAACCACCAGGUGGCUUGUGAAAUCACCAAAGGAUCAAUAUCUUCAUCAAGAAAUUUAAAGAGAUAGCACAGUAGCCUAAAUAUUUAAAUACUCUUCACCCAAUAUAAUACAUGAUAAUGUAUUUGUUAAAUUGAAAUAAAUGCUGUUUUUAAUAUAAAUCGACAAAUUAACUACUUAUAAAAGGCAUCCAACAAAUGUAGUGGCGUAAAAAGCACAAUAUCUCUUUUGGAUUGUACAGUAGUGGAGUAGAAGUGUAAACAAGCAAACAUUUUUAAUUCUUAAAUACAGGUAUCCGAAAACUAGACAUAAAUAUACUUAUGUAACUAACUUUAACUAACUAACUUUACUCCAGUUUAUAAACUGGAGUAAAUAUACUUAGUUACUUCCACCAAUGUAUGUAACACAGCCUACAUUGUUUGUCCUUUUAUAAAACACUGUGUUCAGACUCUGGUCAUAAAAAAAAGUUGGUGGUAAUUAACAAGACAAAAGAAAGACACACACAUACCUGGGUGUGGGUGUGGGUCUGGGGCACAAUUACUUGAUGAGUAAUUUAAUGUCUGAUUUUUCAAUGGCCUAUUAUUGAGGUAAAAAUAGAGAAGGCCAGUGGCGUCAAUUCAACAACAGCAGGUGGGGCAACGUUGUGUCAAAACCCAGCACUGUCAACAACAAAACUCAAACUGCAUUUUCUGUUUAUCAUCUAUAAAUUUGGCGACUUCCACAAUACACAUACACAAAAAAUACAUGAUCACCUGUAACAAAGACAACAGAAAAAUCCCCCUCUCAAUGAAACCUCCCUGAAUAAGUAAAGGUAAAAAAAGAAAGAAAAAUGAGUACCAAAUUGAAAGGCUAGUGCUCUAGCAAAAAGGUUAAGUUCCUUAAAUGUAAAUCCAGUCAAAAUUUGGCAGCACCACCAGCGCCCCACUAGAUACAACUGUUAAUUGUUGCCAACCCCACUGGCACCUCACUGAACAACAAAACAAGAGAACUUUAAAACAAAAGCAGAGAUAAUGAGGUGUUACACAUACAUGCCUAUGCACAGUAUGUCAGUUUCCACCCAUCAGAACAAUGUGCAACACGAUGACAUCAACGUUGGUUUUUGCAUCAAGAACAUUCUUGUCUUGUUUUUCUUUCGUCACAAGUUCGGUGAUGCAUUCAAUAAGUCAACAAACACUCUGGAGACCAACUGGGUGAAAAGUAUGUAAGACGUCAAUUCACCGUCUUUGUCUUUCACUGUUGAUGUUCAGGUGGCAACGUUAUAGAGUUCAAAAUGAAAGUUUUCAUGUUUUCAUUUUAAACAUAUUUGCAACUUCAAUUACAGACUUCAAAAAACUUCUUGUAGUUCAAAACUGAAGUACUGAUCAUGGCUCAAUUUUACUCAAUGCUGUAAAAGCUACAAGGUUUAUUCAAAUCUUGAGCAUCAACUUUAGAACAUGGGGCACAAACUCUAUUGAGUGAGCUACCAGGGCACCUGUCUUCAUUCACUAUCAGCAUCACCGGUUAUCAUGUUUCUUCAUUCAGCCCACCGGAUGAUUAGAUGAUCAAACACAUGGUUGCUGACAGUAAAUGAAGACUAGACGGGACUUUUACAUUUCCAUUAUUACAUUAUUAUGAAGAGGUAAGUCUGUAGGGUGUCCUAGUAGCUCACCUGGUAAAUGUUCAGGCUUGAGAAGUUGUCAUUUGGAUGUCUGUAAUCAAAGCUGAAAAGAAGUCUAAUGUUGAGAAAACAUUAUUUUUGCAUCCCGUUUAGGUGUCAGUCAACUGGACAUCAAUAAUGAACGAUGAAAGUUCCCAACAGCUUUUACAGUCCACCAACAUUUAAUAUGCUUUUUGUUGUUGAUUGCUGACAACAGAACAAGAGAGAAAAAACUGCAUUGUAGACAUUUUCAGGGAGCAGAAAAGAUUUUUUUUUAAAAAGUAUUCAAGAAAAAAAACGUAACUUACUUAUACUUAACUUAAUAUUCCUUUAAGUGCACAUCAGGUCACAAGCAAACAUUGCUAGAAAUAAUAGAGUGUGGAAAGGUGUGUGACAUGAUUACAGGUUUAUUUCCCCUAGUGACAAUGGAGGAGGUGCACGUCAGAACUGUCACAAAUAAAAAAUGGAAACACACCUAAUCCCUGACGUUUUUCGGAAUGUGUCUGGCGCAAAUAUUUUCGACACCUGUACAGUAUAUAAAGAGCAGCUGUUCUGGUAAGGUGUAGUAUCUCUAUCAAGGACAACUAAUAUCUGACCUGUUCAUCAUGAUGAAGCUGAUCCUUUCUCUGACUCUCAUCUGGGCACUCUCCAGCACAGGUAAGUCUAUUUACUCUUUAAACUUUUUUACUCACUUUAAAAACUGUUGUUUUUAACUGAUGAUAUAUCAGAUAUCAGUUUUCAUCAGAAGAAAUAGUUUUCAGCCUUUUCAUGCGAUCAGAGAACUUCAGACAUUUGGUUCGACAUUUGAGAUGUGAUCAUACUUUAACCGUUUUUCCCCUUAUUCCAGCUGGAGCACUUGUGUGUCAAACCUGCACCAAUACACAGUGUUCAACCCAGGCAGCUGUGACAUGUACUACAGAGACGAUGUGUAUAACAGCUAAUAUUCAAGCCACUUCAUCUGGAGUGACGGUGCCACAGAUCUUCAAGGGAUGUGCAUCUCCCUCACUGUGUCCAGCCACAGGCUCUCAGACAUUUUCAGUCAACCUGGGUGCUUCCAGUGCAGUUACAUCUGCUGAGUGCUGCAACACAGAUAACUGUAACACAGCAACUUUACCUGGUUCUCCUGCGACUCCGACAGCCAACAGCCUACAGUGUUUCUCUUGUACCAACCAACUAUGCAACACUCCGUUGACAUGCAGGGGAAACGAGGACCGAUGCUUUCAAGCGAGUUUGACAAUUUCAGGAACCACUUCUCCAACCUUUGGCUGUACAUCUUCAAACAUCUGUGCUGCUGCUCCAGUCCUGGGUAGCCUACCAUUCAUGGAAAGUGUUGGGACACUCAACAGUGGCCCAGCCUGCUGUGGGACCAGUUUGUGUAAUACUGUCAUGGCAACAACAACAACUGUGGCCCCCACAACCACAACAACUGCGGCCCCCACAACCACCACAACUGAGGCCCCCACAACCACCACAACUGAGGCCCCCACAACCACCACAACUGAGGCCCCCACAACCACCACAACUGAGGCCCCCACAACCACAACAACUGCUGCCAGUGAUGCCUACUGUGUCAGAUUAGGUAUGAUCCAUCUUCUCCUUGGACUCCUUAUCUUUACCCUGUAUUAGAACACAGGCUAACAGGGACACUCCACCUAUGACGCCACCAGGACUCGUGAUGCCGUGUUUGGCAGUUGGUGAACAUAGUGGGGAAACUGUCCAUCUCCUUUGUCCCGGUCGUCUGGUAAACUAUCUUAUGUCACAGUAUGCAUCUUACAAGGGACGAUCCAAAAUUAGCUGUGUGGUGAAUAAUGACGAUGAUUUCUCAGCACUGAGCAUUUAUCUGAAGUGAAGCACACGCCUCAACAAUUGUGUAACUGCAAUGCAUGUGGCUGUUGUCACAUUUAAUGUAUUCACAAGAAUUUAUCCUUUCUUUAAUCAUAUUUUAUUUAAAUAUUCUCAUUAAUAAUGUACAUCUUUUGCAUUGUUUUCUUUGAUUCAUCAUGUUCCUCUAAGUGAUGAAUCCAAGGGCAGUAUUUAAUGGAAAGUCUACUGUAUUGUUUAUUCUAUCCUGUUUUAAGCUUUUAUCAUAAAUGAGACAGCGGCAGUUGUGUUCCAAAAAGACAAAGAAAUAAAGAACCAAUGACGUGUCAAGCUAUUUUCACUGAGAGAUUUACAUCAUAAGGUUUUUUUUUAUACUAUUGAUCUAUACUAAAAUAAAAACGUACAAGGAGUUAUUAUCUCAGUCAUUUCUGAUGCUGCUUAUGGUUCAUUAGAAUGGGCUAUUUUUAAACAAAACAGCAAAACUGAACAAAGCCCCAAUUACAAACUGAUAAUAUUACCAGCCCAUAUAAAGCCCAAGCCCAGGCUGGCUAACAAGUUCAUAGUCAAUGAAACUGUCAUAAGCACCUGAGUCUAUCAGAACUUGAACAGGCAAGG
Messenger RNA from Acanthopagrus latus (yellowfin seabream), 5254 nucleotides. Its product is annotated as phospholipase A2 inhibitor and Ly6/PLAUR domain-containing protein-like. The record is from RefSeq and is a predicted model, not a curated record. Lineage: Eukaryota; Metazoa; Chordata; Actinopteri; Spariformes; Sparidae. The transcript has 4 exons. The coding region runs from base 3587 to 4444 and encodes 285 amino acids.